Molecule: messenger RNA, 912 nt
Organism: Tachyglossus aculeatus (Australian echidna)
Lineage: Eukaryota; Metazoa; Chordata; Mammalia; Monotremata; Tachyglossidae
Product: basic salivary proline-rich protein 1-like
Exons: 5
Coding region: 1-912 (303 amino acids)
Source: RefSeq, a predicted model, not a curated record
AUGCGCCCCUCGGGGUGGCCCCUCCGGGCGGCCGAGCGGAGACCCACAGCGCCCCCCGCCGGCCCGCCCCCUGCAGGUCGCUGGGGAUGCACCCCUCGGGGUGGCCCCUCCGGGCGGCCGAGCGGAGACCCACAGCGCCCCCCGCCGGCCGUGCGCCCCACGGGGCGGCCCCUCGGGGUGGCUCCUGCGGGCAGCCGAAUGGACACCUACAGCGCCCCCCGCCGGCCGCUGGGGAUGCGCCCCUCGGGGUGCCCCCUCCGGGCGGCCGAAUGGAGACCUACAGCGCCCCCCGCCGACCGUGCGCCCCACGGGGCGGCCCCUCCGGCCGGCCGAGGGCCGAACGGAGACCUACAGCGCCCCCCGCCGGCCGCUGGGGAUGCGCCCCUCGGGGUGGCCCCUCCGGGCGGCCGAACGGUGACCUGCAGCGGCCCCCGCCGGCCGCUGGGGAUGCUGCGCCCCUCGGGGUGGCCCCUCUGGCCGGCCGAACGGAGACCUAGGGGCGGCCCCUCCGGCCGGCCGAGGGCGCCCCCUGCCGGCCGCUGGGGAUGCGCCCCUCGGGGUGGCCCCUCCGGCCGGCCGAACGGAGACCUGCAGCGCCCCCCGCCGGCCGUGCGCCCCACGGGGCGGCCCCUCCGGCCGGCCAAGGGGUCGCUGGGGAUGCGCCCCUCGGGGUGGCCCCUCCGGGCGGCCGAACGGAGACCCACAGCGCCCCCCGCCGGCCGCUGGGGAUGCGCCCCUGGGGGUGGUUCCUCCGGGCGGCCGAACGGAGACCCACAGCGCCCCCCGCCGGCCGCUGGGGAUGCGCCCCUCGGGGUGGCCCCUCCGGGCGGCCGAACGGACACCUACAGCGCCCCCGGCCGGCCGCGGGCCGCGCGCCCCACGGGGCGGCCCCUCCGGCCGGCCGAGGGGUGA